GACGGCGUAAAGUGACGCGGGUUUCCCGCCAUUGACAUCGCUGGUGGCUCGGGCCGGAGCGCGAGCGGUGGAACUUGUGGUUGCCGGGGAAAUAAAAGUUCCACUGGCCGCGUUCUAGAAUCCGGAGACACGGUGCCUCGCGUUCCAUUUUGUAGCGAAAUGCCUUGCGUGGACGACUGGGUGAACGACCCCCUGGGCACGGUGCAGGGCAUCUUUGCUCAAAAUGGCGCUGGUGGUGAAUGGGAGAAAAAAGUGGUUGAAUAUUUCAAAGAGAAGCUGAAGGAGACAACUGCAGCCAACUGGGUGCCUUCCUUGAAUGAUGUUCCACUGCAUUACCUAAAGCCAAAUAGCUUGGUGAAAUUCCGCUGUAUGGUCCAGGAUAUGUUUGAUCCAGAGUUUUAUAUGGGAAUUUAUGAGACUGUGGAGUCAAAUGCCAAAUCCAAGGUUCUACGCUUUGGAAAAUACAAAGAUGUUGCUGAAUGUGGGCUCCAGCAAGAGAUUGCCUUGGACUCUCCCAAAUGUGUCACCCUGGAGAGACAAACAUUUUACUGUAUUCCUGUGCCUGGAGAGUCAGAGUGGGUGAAAGAGGUCUAUGCCAGUGCCAGCCAAGCACGGGGAAACCCUUCCACAUCCUAUACUCCAAGUCGACACAAGAGGAGUUAUGAGGAGGAUGAGGACAUGGAAAUGCAUCCACCCAAACCUAAAGAGCAGUGUGCAGCUGGCUGUAGUGGAUCGCAAGGAUGUGGAGAUGCAAAGCGUCUUGAAAAGGAGGCACCAGCGGGACACCAGAAUUUGUCAAACUGUACAACGUCAAUUGAUCUCAACUUCCCAUUACCAGGAGAGAAAGGGCCUGCAUGCCUUGUGAAGAUCUAUGAGGACUGGGAUAGUUUCAAAGUCAAUGACAUGCUGGAAGUUUAUGGGGUUUUAUCAGUGGAUCCAGCACUGGGUGUAAUAAAUGAAGAGAGUGCAAAGGAUGGAUUGUCAAUCUUGGAUCCGACUGAGUGUAUGGACACCAUGGAAGAACAACGUGUUCAUAGUCCUCCACCUUCCUUGGUUCCAAGGCUUCAUGCCAUCGUAACUCGCAAACUCCAGCAUGUUAAUCCUUUCCUUCCUAUUGCCCUGCAUGAUAAAGAAAGCAAGGACUUUAUCACAAACAUCAUGCCUGAAUUAUCAACAGUCAGAGCCGAGUUGCUUGGGUUUCUUACACAUGCAUUACUGGGGGACAGUCUGGCAGCUGAAUAUCUCCUGUUACAUUUCAUAUCAACAGUAUACUCCCGGCGUGACAUUCUUCCAUUGGGUAAAUUCACAGUAAACCUGAGUGGCUGCCCGAGGAAUAAUGGUUACACAAAACACCUACACAGGACCAUUCAACAACUGGUCCCAUCAUCAUACUGUCUACCCAUGACACUCCACAACAUGAACACCCUGCGAUUCAUCCCACACAAAGACUACACAGCCAAUCGCCUCGUUACUGGAGUACUGCAGCUGGCCAGUAACACUUCUCUCAUGUUAGAUGAGACCUUCUUGGAACAAGGGCAGCUGGAUGCUACAGGAGUUCGAAAUGUGACAGCUCUGGGUAAUUUGAUUACUUGGCAGAAGGUAGACUAUGACUUCAACUACCACAAGAUGGAAUUCCCUUGCAAUAUUAAUGUACUCAUCACUUCUGAAGGAAGAUCUCUCUUACCGUUUGACUGCCAAGUUCACCUACAAGCUCAGAUGGUUCCUGCAAAUGUGGAAGAAUACAUGACCAAUUUACUCACAGCUGUGCUGCCUUCCAUGCUGAAGAAAUUUCGCAUGUACCUGAGCUUGCUUCGGCUAAUGGACUACAGUAUAUCUGAUGAAGUGACCAAGGCAGUGGAGGAAGACUUUGUGGAGAUGAGAAAGAGUGAUCCUCAAAGCAUAACUGCAGAAGAUCUCCAUCAAUUGCUUGUUGUGGCAAGGUUGGUGUCACUGAGUGCUGGCCACACAACUUUAUCGCGUGAGAGAUGGCAACGAGCAAAGCAACUGGAGGUUCUUCGCAAAAGUAGAAUACAGCAACAAGCUCAUGUAAAUGGCAAUGAACCUUAAUGCCAAACCUUUAUUGUCAAUAAAACUCAACAGAACUUGUGUGCCAGUGGGCUUCAUGUAAAUUUACAGAGCUAACAUUCCUUCUCAGCCCACCUGCCAAAUCUGUCAAAUUGAGGAAAAACACUUUGUUCUUCUUUGUAGACCAUUUGUAUCAAAUUUUCUUACAAAAAUUUCUUAACUCUGAAUUCUGACAGCUUUAAUUCAAAAUGUAUGUGUGCUUGUACUGAAACCUCUGCAUUUUAGUUGAGUACAUUCAUUUGUGAAAAUGUCUUCUACAUUCCUCUAUUACCACAAUUUCUCAGAUACAGGCUAUUUUUGUAAUUUUGUAAACUGCAUAACAUUGUACUUGUUUAAAAAAAAAUGCCUUUUUUUAAAAAAAAAAGUGGAACAAGAUUUCAAUUGUUACUUUUGUUUUUUUUAAAUUAUUAGUCUAAUCGUGGGUUGGGGUAAACUUCUACUGAGAUUUGCACAUCCGGAUUUAACCUGUAAACUAAUGCUGGAGCCACGAGUGGAUCAGUUUGUUUACACGUCAUAGCUUUGAGUGUGGAUAACUGUUUGAUCGAUGAUGGGUUAACUUCCAGCAUUAAAGUGGUCCAUUAUUUACCAAUUUUAUUACUACGUCAGACUUCACUGGGUAUUUAAAAUUACAUACAAACUGCCUUCAAAUUCUUUAAAAAAAACAUUUUUACAUCUGUUGUGAAAAUUAGUUUUUAAAGGUUCAUUAAAAUUAUUUGCCUGUGAUUUUACUGAUUUGCUUAUGAGAUGUCAUAGAAAUCCUGAUGAGGCCAAUGUGCUGAAAUGACCUGUCCUUUGAGCUAUUUUUACUCAGAUAUGUAGAAUGUGUGUCUGGUAACAAGUGCAAGGCGUAGAUUAACGGUUUGUAGGGGUGCAGAAGAAGACUAUAAUUGAUAUGAUUUGGGUCAAAGCAAAACUGUAGAGCAGCUUGUAAUGUCCCAGUGCCUACAUUUCAUCUUGUCUUACAGCACUCCUACGUUUUUGUAUUUAAUCUAAGUGGAUUAUGAGUCUGCAUUAUCAUGCAGGUGGAAUAUUAUUCUCUUCCUUGGACUAAGAAUGGUAAGGAAUACCCUGACUGUGAUUUACUGGUUAAUAUUUAGUAGGGCUCAUGAGCACCCGAGCAGACAUUUUAAUAGGAAUCCUGAGAUUCUUUCGUGUUUUCUUAUUGGAGUGAUUGGUUAAAGAAUGUCUUAAUAUUCUAAUAAUAAACUUAAAGAUAAAAAUCUUCACAGCAUGUCAGAUGUCAGCGGUUUGGAUGAAUGCAGUAAGUGCAGGACUGUGUUAUCUUUCUCCAUUUGAGUCCAGAAUUAAAUUCUUUUCUACUUUGAUCCAGUAGCUCCUGUCUACUGAUGUAAUAUUGCAGAUAUGGAGUAAUUUUGAGUAGCUUGGUCCAAUUUCAGAAGGAACAGAGUGAGGCCUAGCCAAACAUUUGACCAUGCAGCCAUCAGCAAAGAGGAGUUGUUCAAUACCUUUUUGUUUCAUAGAAAACUGAAGAAAAAAGUUUUGUCUGCUCCUCAGAUUAAAGUAUUUCCCAACUCCUGAACCAGUUGCAAUGUUUGCAAGAUGUUGCCAAAUUCUUGAUGAUAUUUUUAAAUAAACCUUAGUGAAUUGUUGCUUUCUUCUAGUGAAACAGUACUAGAGACAAGAUUACCUUUAAUAUGGUAUAGCACAGUGGAAUGUGGAGCUUGUCCCAACAAUAUACUAGAUUUGAGGAUGCAAGUCUAGACCUGAGGAUGUUGUUUCCAAAGAAAGCCCCUUUAUGUACUAGAGAUAACGUUACUAAUAACUGGCUGUUUGUUGAACAGCAGAUGAACUCAAGAAUUAUAUCAAUCAGUUUUUAAUUUGGGGAACAAAAAAUAUUCUGCACUUAGUUCCUCAUAAAUCAUCUCACAAUUCUAAAGCCAUUGUCAGUGUGCAAAGCUGUCUUAGAAAGUUUUGUUUGAAUUAUUUUUUAAAAAUUUAAGAAAAGCUUUGUAUCUACACAACCAUCGAAUUGAAAGUACCGCAUGAUAAUGUACCAGGAGCAUUUUUCUAACUUUGAAGGACUUUAAAGAGUGAAUCAAUAGUUUGUAUAAAACCAUUACAGACUCUAUUCAGAGGCCAUUGAAUGCACUAAACCUGUUUUCCUUGCCUGACUACUCAUUGUUACUUCAUUCAGCAAACUAUGGCAGACUAAUUUUAUUCAAAUAGAUUUUUUUAUUACAUUAAUUUAAUUGAUUAGUAUUUAAUCCAAUCAUUUUCUGAGGGAAAUUUACUGACCUUUCACAAUUAACAAUCUUUUAUUCCUUAAUUUAGAUAACUGUGUUCUUGGAUUAUGAGUGAGGCAUAUUGAGAACACACACACAGCCCCCACCAGUGAGCUAUUAAAAGUUGCUGCCCUCCUCUAACCUGUAAAAGAACCCCCUGAAAUUAAAAGGGUGGGAUAAAUAUACAUUUUCCAAAAGGUAAAUGAGAAUUGCAUGUUUUCCAAGAUUUCAGGGAUAGUAACUGAAAAUUUGUUAAAUUAAUACCAUUUUAAAACUUGGAUUUUUGGAGAUGUUGCUGGCAAAGCCAGCAUUUAGUGCCUGUCCCUGAUCCCACUCCAGGGUGCUGGUGAGCUGCCACCUUGAAACUUCACUACUCCCACAAUGCUGUUGGAGAGCAGGUUCCAGGACUUAGACCCAGUGAUGAUGAAGGAUGGUGUAUGAUUUGCAGCCAUUUCCCACAUGCCUUCUGUAAUAUCCUUGAUCUCGGGAGCUGUGUGUUUGGAACAUUCCAAGAGAAGCUUCUGUAGGCUUAGAAAUGAUAUACUGCAACAAUGUUGCACUGGUGGUGGAAGGAAUGCGUGUUUAAGGUGGGAGAUGGAGGUGGUCAUUCCAACAGACUGCUUUGUCCUGGAUGGCGUUGAGCAUCUUGGGCUCAUUCAGGCAAGUGAUGAGUACAUCAUAUUCCAUUUGUGCCUAGUAGAUAAUGAAAGGCUUUGAGGUGUAACUUGCCACAGGAUACCCAGCCAGUGAACUAUUUAUGUAGCCUCAGUAUCUAUGCAAUUGAGUUUCAGAGGUAGGGUAAUCCCCAAGUAUAUUAUUAAUGGGGGACUUGGUGGUAGUAAUAGCUUUGAAGGGCAAAGGACAUGGCCAGAUACUUUUGUGGCACACUUGAAGCUUAUCAGCUCAUAGUGAAUAUUAAUGAAUAUUAUCUAGGUCUUGUUGCAUGCAGGUGGGAUCUGCUUUGUAGGCUGAAGAGCAGUGACUGAAAUUGAACAUUGCACAACAUCAAUUGUCCAUUAAUGAUUAGGCUUGAAAGAUCAUUGAUGAAUCAGCUGAAAAUGGUUGGGCCUAGGAAACUGCUUGGAGGAGUUCUUGCAAUGAUGUCCUUGGCUGAGAUGAUUGACCUCCCAAAAACCAUAAUCACUUUCCUUUGUGUGAAGUAUGCCUUUAUCCAUUGGAAUCUUUUCCUCUUGAUGACCAUCCACUUCAGUUCUACCAGAGCAGCCGGAUACCACACUUGGGUAUAUACCUCCUCUCCCCUCUGAAAUUCAGUACUGGGGAUCGUGGUUGGAUCAAGGAUGUAAUGAGGGCUUGGGCACCAUCAAGUUGUUCUCGAUCAUGGGAAAUUGAAGUCCUCUAGCAGAUUACAUGCUGUACUCUUGCUACUUUGUGCUUCCAAGUGUUCUCCAAUCUGGAGUAUUGAAUGAUUGUGGUAUUCUAGAAAUGGUUUCAUGAUGCUAUGAGACAUUGCUGACAGCAGGGAGAGAUAGCUUGUGGAACUGACAUAACUACCAUCAGAAAAGAAUGUUUGCCUGGGUUUGGACCUCCAUUGCAAGGUCACUUACUUCAGGAAGAAAGGUGUGCAGAACCCUUCAAAAAUGUGUGUAUGUUGUAGUUACUUGCCUUGUGUGGAAAAUGCAGGUAGCAGAAACUCAAAUGAUUCAUUACUUUUGCUGUCAUGUUCUGUAAAAUGUAAUUUGGGUGGAACCUGUAUCAUUAAAUUGAGAUUGAAGCUG
Messenger RNA from Pristis pectinata (smalltooth sawfish), 6064 nucleotides. It is a transcript of the gene mcmbp, whose product is annotated as minichromosome maintenance complex binding protein. The transcript has 16 exons. Gene Ontology annotation, biological process: DNA-templated DNA replication. The coding region runs from base 160 to 2067 and encodes 635 amino acids. Gene Ontology annotation, molecular function: chromatin binding. The record is from RefSeq and is a predicted model, not a curated record. NCBI's taxonomy places the organism in Eukaryota, Metazoa, Chordata, Chondrichthyes, Rhinopristiformes, Pristidae.